Blumeria graminis f. sp. triticale is the source of this 399-nucleotide messenger RNA. The record is from the annotation of a GenBank genome assembly. Lineage: Eukaryota; Fungi; Ascomycota; Leotiomycetes; Helotiales; Erysiphaceae.
AUGGAUCAUCGCCCCCAGUCUGCGACGCAAUCACCCAGCUCUCAUCCGAAUCUACUCUCUCGAUCGCAAUCUCCAUUUCCCGCAAAACUGCAAGAUAGGCAGGCUCGGAAUAAGGAUAUGUAUUCGAGCUCGGAAGAUGAUUGUGGGUAUAUAGAUGACUCGGGACUAUUAAAGCGACCAUCGAAAGAAAGCUAUGAAGCAAUUCAAAUGCGUAGAGAAGCAGCUAUCAUUCUUGAUACUCCUGAACUCCUUUUCAUGUAUGCUCAAGCACGCGGUGAUUCCCUUGCGGGGACCCGCCAUCAUUUCACUAAGAUGCACUGCGGGUACCUGGAUCAAGAAAAUCCGACAACCACUGCCAGCGAAAAGUCUCCUCUGAGAGGUAAAGACUCGCGAAGGUAA